Messenger RNA from Lepus europaeus (European hare), 1352 nucleotides. RefSeq names its product extracellular matrix protein 2-like. Bases 1 to 1167 code for a protein of 388 amino acids. The record is from RefSeq and is a predicted model, not a curated record. Gene Ontology annotation, molecular function: protein binding; heparin binding; collagen V binding. Gene Ontology annotation, biological process: extracellular matrix organization; positive regulation of cell-substrate adhesion. Gene Ontology annotation, cellular component: extracellular matrix. The transcript has 7 exons. Lineage: Eukaryota; Metazoa; Chordata; Mammalia; Lagomorpha; Leporidae.
AUGCCCUCCCUGCCAGCCUCAUGCAUCCUGGCCCAGGCGGCCGUUGCCUGCCGCAACGUCAAGAUGAAGCACGUGCCUGCCCUGACCGACCCGGGCCUGACCACGCUCUACCUGGCAGAGAACGAAAUUGCCAAGAUCCCGGCCCGUGCGUUCCGGGGGCUGCCGAACCUGGAGUGGCUGGACCUGAGCAAGAACAAACUGGAUGGCCACGGCCUGCACCCCCAUGCCUUCAAGAACCUGACACGGCUGAAGCGGUUGAACCUCGACGGGAACUUGCUGUCCACAGUGCCCGCCCUGCCCACCUCCCUGCUGGAGCUCAAGCUCAAUGACAACCUCCUGGAGGGUCUGCAGAAGGGCAGCUUCCAGGGGCUCAACCACCUGCUGACGCUGGAGGUAGAAGGCAAUGAGCUGCAGGAUGGGGACAUCUCCCCUUUGGCCUUCCGGCCUCUCCACAGCCUGCUUUACCUGAGGCUGGACCGGAACCAGCUGCGGACCAUCCCACCGGGCCUGCCGGCUUCCCUGCAGGAGCUGCACCUGGGCACCAACCUCAUCGAGGAGGUGACGGAGGGUGUGCUGAGGCACAGCCACAGCCUCGGCGUGCUGGUGCUUAGCAACAACCGGCUCCGGGAGGACCGGCUGGCGCCCCGGGCUUGGAUCGACCUCCCGAAGCUGGAGACCCUCGACCUCUCCCACAACUGGCUGGUGCACGUGCCCUCCUUCCUGCCUCGGGGCCUGACGCGUCUGCUGCUGCACCACAACCUCAUCGAGCGCGUCCCCGGCUAUGUGUUCGCGCACAUGAAGCCCGGCCUGGAGUUCCUGCACCUGUCCCACAACAGGCUACAUGCCGACGGCGUGCACGCUGUGUCCUUCUGGGGCCUGCGUGCCUCCCUGGCUGAGCUGCUGUUGGAUCAUAACCAGCUGGAGGCCGUCCCCCGAGGCCUCCUGGGUCUCAGGGGGCUGCAGGUGCUGAACCUGAGCCACAACAACAUCAGACACGUGCCCCUGAAUUCCAUCUGUGACACACGCGUGGCCCAAGACUCCAACCUCAUCUCCACGCACCUGGAGAACAACCUCAUUGACACGCGCCGCAUCCCGCCCACUGCCUUCUCUUGCAUCCGGGCCUACCACAGCGUUGUCCUCCAGCCCCAGCGGAGGGAGCCCUCCUAGCCCCGCCCUGCCUGCCGGCCUUGGACACACACAGCGCUCACUGGGGCAGCGGCCCAGACCCGAGCUGGGAGAAAGAUCCAGAAGCCCUGCUGUGUGAGAAGCACCCACUUCCCUGCUGCGCUCAGGAGGCCCCUUGGCUUAGCAAACGGCCCAGCAGGGAGUGAGGGGGCGAUGCUGGCUGGAAC